Messenger RNA from Pollicipes pollicipes, 686 nucleotides. RefSeq names its product RNA polymerase II-associated protein 1-like. The transcript is spliced from 4 exons. The coding region runs from base 1 to 387 and encodes 128 amino acids. Gene Ontology annotation, biological process: transcription by RNA polymerase II. NCBI's taxonomy places the organism in Eukaryota, Metazoa, Arthropoda, Thecostraca, Pollicipedomorpha, Pollicipedidae. The record is from RefSeq and is a predicted model, not a curated record.
AUGGCGUGGCACGCCGGCGCGACUCGACCUCACAGCAGAGGUGCCCGGCCUGGCCGCUUCGCCGACCUGUACGGCCAGCUGCUGGACCAGUUCGAGGCCGUCUCGUAUGGCGACGCGCUGUUCGGCGCCGUGGUGAUGGUGCCGCUCGAGCCGCGCCACCCGUCUGAGCUGCGCCGACUCGUCUGGAGCGAGCGGCCGCACGCGCUGCGGGCCCUCACCACCCGACCCGACCAGAUGCUGGUGCCACUGGAGCAGUUCGUCGCGUCGCCGGAGCCGGACCAGGUCGUGCGGACGGCGUACCGACGGGCGCUCGACUCGGGCCAGGUCACGGCCGCCCGCAACCCGGCCCUGUUCCGGAUCGCCUCGGCCCUCUCUGGUGCCGCGUGACCCAGGCGGUCCCCUCUGGCGCCGCGUGACCCAGGCGGUCCCCUCUGGCGUCGCGCGACCCCAGCGGCCCUGUGGUACUGCGUGAUCCUACGGCCCUCUGGCGCCGCGUGAGCCCGACGGCCCUCUGGCGCCGCGUGAUCCUACGGCCCUCUGGCGCCGCGUGAGCCCGACGACCCUCUGGCGCCGCGUGAGCCCGACGGCCCUCUGGCGCCGCGUCAUCCCAGCGACCCUCUCUGGCGUCCUGUGACCCCAGCGGCUCGGGCUGGCUUCGGUAGAGUGGAAGCGUCGGGUAGUAUGCC